AUGGCCAAGAUCUUACACGAUGGACAUGCAGAAAUCGCUCCACAGCUGCAGGACGAUGAAGAAUGUUGGUACCUCCCACGUUUUGGCAUUUACCAUCCCAAGAAGCCUGAAAAGAUAAGAGGCGUGUUCGACUCUUCUGCUCGGUGCGAUGGCACCUCGCUCAAUAGCGUACUGCUGACGGGACCAGAUCUCGUGAACAGUUUACUCGGCGUACUUCUCAGGUUCCGCACUAAGCCAGUAGCCAUUACAGGUGACAUCGAGCAGAUGUUUUACUGUUUUAAAGUCCAUAAAUCGCAUAGGAACUUCCUUCGGUUCUUUUGGUACGAGGGCAACGACACAACCAAUCAACUCAUCGAGUACCGUAUGACAGCACACGUUUUGGAAAUGCGUCGUCACCUGCAAUUGCAACUAACGGUCUCAGGCAAGCAGUUGAAGGAGCAGACGCUGAUCAGUGCUGUCCUGGAGGCAGUUAGUCCGGAUGAUCUUGCUGGAGAUAUCGUGAGUUUGGACCUGAACGUUGACUCUCCACCCCGUCAGAGAAGUCUUGGACUUUUCUGGAACCUCACAGGAGAUUUCUUCACAUUCAAUUCGGACCUUGAUGAUAAGCCAUAUACCAGACGUGGGAUCCUUGGGACUGUAAACGGUCUUUAUGACCCUCUCGGCUUCGCAGCUCCGGUUAUCCUAGAAGGGAAAUUGCUAUUCAGAGAUCUCAUCUCAUCUCCAGUAGAUUGGGAUGACCCGCUUCCUGAAGUAAGACGAUGUGACUGGGAAUUGUGGAAUAAAUCUCUUAAGGAGCUGAACGACUGUCAGGUUCCGAGACCUUACUGUGAGACAGGCCUUCAUGAAGGAUCUAUGCGACAGGUUCACUUAUUCUGUGAUGCUUCCAAGGAUGCAAUUGCGGCAGUAGCGUACUUCAGGAUUGCCGAGGAGGAAGGGAGACCACAAGUCAGUUUCAUUCUAGGGAAGGCAAAGGUUGCUCCUAUGCACGGACAUACCAUUCCGCGACUCGAACUUUGUGCGGCAGUACUAGCGACUGAGCCCGGGCGGAUCAUCACCGAUCAAUUAGAUGUUGACCCUAGUGAUAUCUAUUACCAUUCGGACAGCAACGUCGUAUUGGGCUACAUACACAAUAGAGUGCGACGUUUCCACACAUACGUAACCAAUCGUGUCGAUAGAAUCCUGAAUGUCAGCGAACCUACGCAAUGGAAACACGUUCCAACCGACCUACAUCCAGCGGACUUCGGCACUAGGUGUAUUCCAGCACGUCAGCUAUCAGGAAGCCAAUGGUUGAAAGGUCCAUCGUUUCUCCUCGAUUGUGAGUUUCUUACCGAACAGGAAUUCCCCCUGGUCACUCCGCAGACUGACGCUGAAGUUCGGGCUGUGGUCACACUUAAGUCGUUGACUUGUGCAAACAACAUCUCCCUUUGUUCAGACAGAUUCGAGAGGUUUUCUAACUGGACGUGUCUUACUCGUGCCAUUGGUAACCUACUCUCGCGUGCUCAGCGCAUCAAAACCAGGGAGGGAAAUGUCGAUCCCAAGAAGGGGAGUGUUGAAAGCAAACUUAUUCAGAAUCACUCCAAACGAAGUCUUCCCCAAAGAGAUUCGGAACUUACAGGAUUCCAAACCUGUCCCUCGAGACAGCCAAAUCUCCGCUAUUUUGCCUUAUCUGGACUAUGA
Messenger RNA from Pecten maximus, 1677 nucleotides. RefSeq lists its product as uncharacterized. Bases 1 to 1677 code for a protein of 558 amino acids. Lineage: Eukaryota; Metazoa; Mollusca; Bivalvia; Pectinida; Pectinidae. The transcript has 2 exons. The record is from RefSeq and is a predicted model, not a curated record.